UCAUUUUCUUCACACUGUUUCGCAAAAUUAUUUCGGGCGAGGGGUAAGGGAGAAAGAUGAAAGAAAUGAGCGCCAUUGUGGCAGCCAUUUGUGGUUAGCUUCCACCUUCACCUUAAAAGGUUAAUUUGUUUGGAGAUAUUUAAGGUGUACACUCAAUUUGGCGAUGCUUAGAAUAGAGGUUGUUUUCAAUUUUUUUGGAAUAAAUAAUUAGCAAAGAACUUUUCGCGAAAUUUUCUUGCGCGCAUUGUUAGUCAAAUGUGUGUGUGUUGUUAAAAUACAUCGAAAGAAGAAAUGUAUUCAAAAUAUUUUGUACCUAAUGAAUAGAGAGUAUUGUCAAGUAGCAUGUGUAUACUCAAUUUUGAGAUUGACUGUAUCAGAUACAUUAUAAUGUGCGACACGCAUAGUUGUUCUAUCGUGGGCACAUAGCAAUUAACGUGUGCAUUGUUUUUGUACAGUGAAUGUAUAAAUGCUAACCAAGCAAUUACUUGGACUGGCAGUCAUACCAUUGUGCGAUGCAUUUUUUUUUUAAUAUUUAUUAUCGUUGUGUUAUUCUACAUCAUUUUUCCUUAGAUGACACUCAUGUUUCUAGAGCAACUUCGUCGUCUCAUCGUAACAUAUAUUGCAUGUUUUUUUUAUAAGUGAUUUGCUGAGAUUUUUAUGCCAAAUCUCACGCAAAAGCUCAAGAGUACGCAUGUAUUAAUACAAAUAUGAAAACAUUUUCUUGGCGAUUAAACUGCCGGUUAGAACAGGAAUUGAUUCACCAUUUGUUUUUGCAGUGUUGUCACACUUCUUGACUAGGAGAACCUAGCCAGAAUAUUUACAUGCCCACGGGCUUCUUAUUUCCAAAGAGGGCCAAGGCUCCGCGGAAUGCACGUAUUUGCAUGAUCGUGCUGUUUGGUCCUGGCCGAGGAAUUGUCGGACAAUUGCACAGGUGCUAAGGAUGACCGACUUUUGGAUACCAGCCAAUUCCUUCUCGAUAUUCAACACCUUUAGCGCUUCCGGAAGCGUUUCGGGACAAUUCCAGUUCCAGAGAGAACGACUGGAACAAUUCUUGGGAUCUUCCAAAAUAUCUUGAUUUCCACGGUCAAUGGUUGAUACUUGCAUAUUUUGCGGCCGUGGGUCUCCUCCAGAUUUUGGUUCAGUGGAAUAUUGACAUCGAUUAUGGUGACUUGUCGGUCGCUCUUGUCUUAUACCAUAAUAUCUGGACGGUUGUGGUGGAUCGAGAGGCCAGAUAGAACGGUGCGAUUUUAGUACAACUUGAAACGGUUGAAACGGGACAGAUGCAGACUGGUACCGGUAGUUGGGUACGUUGUCUUUCAAUAGGCCACAUUGGAGUGCCAGUUAAACAAUUCGGGUCACGUUGUGGCGUUUGGUGUAGGAUGCGUUGGCCAAAAUGGGACGGCCUCCCAUAAUGUGUUCUAUGUUUUCACCUGGUUGAUGGCACAUCCGGCAUAUGUCAUCAACGUUUUGAUGCCAGAAGUACUGCUCGCACUUUCUUGUCGGCAUUAUCCUGUCCUUGACGACUAUCAUGUCGGCUUCUAUUACUGUAGAGAGUUCACCACGCGUUAGUCACAUAUUAAAUGCGGCCUUGUCGAUGUGUGGCCGCUCCAGUUGAUGGGGGUAGGCACCAUGCACUGCCUUCUUCUAAGCUGUAAUUUCCUCCUCCACUGUAGGAGGAGUUGGUACACCGCUUGCGUACAGUGCAGAGCGCUGUGUUCUUUGUCAGCGGUGCAGACAACGCGUUUUGGUUGCGAAGCACUCGCGCUGUUGUUGUACCUGGACAACAAACAUUGCGAAAAUGUCGACGAUUCUAAUUCCUUCGUUGCGUGGUGGUGUCACUCUCUCCAGUGCCGAUUGAGGAUGGUGCAUUCCGGACGGUAGAAGACCUUGAGAGGACGAUAAGGAAAUCAUUCAAUCCUUAUCGUCCCCUUCUAGCGUGUCAAGGGUGUCUACUCAUAUUCCGAAAAAAAAUCUCUAGUAUUCCCUGAUUUUCCAGUAAUUUUUCGGAAAAAAACCAGAUGUAGACUAUUCAUCAAAUUCUCUACUAGUACUUUAGCUGUGGUUCAUAAAACAUUUAGUUAGCAUGAACAAUGAAAUCUAAGCGUCUGUCGAUAUCUUCCAAUAAAUUAAUUGUUUAUGAUUUUUAAUUGAGUUAAACGACGAUUGAGACGUGUCGUAAAAGUUUAAAAAAAAGAUUUAUUUAUACAGUUUAAAGUUAUCUUGAAGGAGUCUUAAUUUUAUGAUGCUAUGCUUCACUUUUGAAGAAUAGCAUCAAUAAAAGUGUUAAUAUAGUUGGUUCAACGAGUUCGAAAAUUUCAUUCUCUUUAUCUUGAAGACAAGGAAAGACAAGGUAGAAAUGAGCUUUUGCGCCAAAUGAUCAAAGUUAAUGAAACGACUACAUGAAGCAGGAGCGGAAUCUCUUGAGGUGAAACGAAGAAAAUUUCAGAAAACGCACAGAAGGGAGCUGAAAGAUUGCAAGAUAAAGGGCCUGAUCAUGAACGUCACAUUACGGUGAACACGAAAUGAUUUGUAUGGAAGAUUAAAGGGUGUGUCACAUCAAAUUGCAUCACGGAAAAAACGCUGUAGAAAUUUAAUUUUUAGGAAUUAUGGUGCCUAUUCUGUAUUCCGACGGAUUUCUAUUUCGUUCGAAAGUGAUAUUUCGAUCGUUUUCGAAUUUACCAUUCCCUAUUCCAAUCGUUUUGCUCGUUUCGAACGAAAGUGUUAGAAAAUUUCGAAUAUGCAUCGAUCUGUCAAAAACCGAUAAACAAAAAGAAACACCGUAUUAAAUAGCGGCGAGUGCGAGUUGAAUUUCAGUUAAUUUUUGAUCCUAAGAGAAAUUUGUGAGAAAAUUUUCUCGUUCAAUGGAUUCCGUUUUGUUACCGAAUUUGGCGGAGCAAGAAGAAAUUGGAAUGCCUUGCUACCAUCGGCGAAACCACCGAAAAUCAACCGACUUCAUGAAACUUUCUGAUGAAGCAUUCAUCAAAAGUUUUCGUCUAAGUAAGGAAGCUUUUCGGUACGUUUUAGAGGAAAUUGAGAACUGCCUUACCACAAGGAAAGGUGGUCUAUCCACGGAGGUGAAACUCGCAGCAUGUUUGCGAUUCUUUGCUGAAGGAAAUUAUCAACAUGGAGCAGGGCAAGAUUGUCACAUUGCCAUAGCACAGCCCACAUUUUCCAAGGUGCUGACUGAAAUGCUUAACAUUCUGGAGCGGACACUGUGUAAGAAAUGGAUUUCCCUAAAUAUGACGGAAGACGAACAGCGGCGUGCUAAACUACACUUCUAUCAGAAAACAUCAAUUCCGGGUGUUAUUAUGUGUUUGGAUGGAACCCACGUAAAAAUUAUUCCACCUAAGCUGAAUCGAAAUUUGUUUUUUAAUCGGAAGGGAUUUUAUAGUCUCAACGUUCUGAUUGUUUGUGACGAUCAGCAAAGGAUUCGUUUCGUUGAUCCUACCUUCCAGGGAUCUAAUCAUGACUCUCAUAUAUGGCGUGUAAGCCCUGCAAGAACUCACUUUGAGCAGCUUCACCAAAAUGGUGAAGUUAAUACUAAGAUUCUAGGUGAUGCUGGUUAUCCAUCGGAACCUUGGUUAGUUACCCCAUUCAGAGCAGCGGAGGAAGGGAGUUUGGAGAGCGAUUUUAAUCGCAGGCAUGCCUUGGGUCGUGCUAUCGUCGAGCGGACAAUCGGUUUACUAAAAAAUCGGUUUAGAUGCAUCCUUGGCGCGAGACAACUUCACUACAAUCCUACUAAAUGCGCUCAAAUUAUAAAUGUAUGCUGUGCACUUCACAAUAUAUGCUUAGAAUUUGGUCGUUCUCAGUAGUUAUAAUAUGUUAUGCAGCUGUUUACAUAAUAAACUUUUGUUUAAAUUAAUAUUUAUGACUGUUAAAUUUCAUCUAACUUGUUUGCAAAUGCUCAAAUAAAUAACAACCACCGGAAAAGGAAGUGUCUUCCUUACUUAACUAUGGUUUCGGCAGAAUUAUUUACUCUUAUUCCUGCCAACACUUUGAGAACAUGUCAUUAUCGAUUUCUCGUAAGCAGGCCAAGUAUUCAAAUAACCAUUAUUAAUACUUUUUGCGUUGUUUUAACCCCUUGCUGUACGAUUUAAUUUCCAACAGCACGGCCCAAA
Toxorhynchites rutilus septentrionalis is the source of this 4118-nucleotide messenger RNA. RefSeq names its product putative nuclease HARBI1. The transcript is spliced from 4 exons. The record is from RefSeq and is a predicted model, not a curated record. Lineage: Eukaryota; Metazoa; Arthropoda; Insecta; Diptera; Culicidae. Bases 2862 to 3812 code for a protein of 316 amino acids.